AUGAACAAUAAUAACAAUAACAGAAAAAACUACAAUAAUAACUUUUUUAAUGAAUUCGAGAACGACAAAAAAGAAUUGUAUAAAAAAAAUCCAAAUGAUUUGGCACCAAAUUAUGAACAAAACAAAAUGGCUAGACAUAUAGGGAAUAAUAGUGUGCAAAAAAUGGGCCAUAAAAAAAAUAACCAAAAUAAUGGAAAUAAUAAUAUUAGUGGAAAUUGGAAUAAUUAUAACAACAAUCGAGGGUAUGGGGAUUCAAAUAUGCAAAAUAAAGGAAAUAAAAAUAUUUCAAUAAAACGAAACUUAAUAAGUGGCAAGCCAAAUAAAAGUAUGGAACAUAUAAAAAAUAAUAUCAUUAAAAAUAAAAUUUUAAAAAAUUUUAAUUUGGCUAAUAAUAGUUCUUCUAACAAUACUCAUAGUAGUACUAUUCAUAAAAAUGAAUUCAGAAAAAAUUCAGAAAAUAACCAAAAUCAGGCAAUUCAACACUGCUCGAAAAAUUCACAAUUUGAUAAUAAUAAAAAAAUAACACACGAAAAUCAAAACAUAUAUAAUUUCCACAAUAUAACUAAUAGUAACUUAAAAAAUGCUGGGAACGAUAGUUUGAGUGCAAAUAAUAAUAUUUACCAUAAUCCUGAUUUUUUUAAAAAAAAAGAAAAUUCAAAAAAGACUUUAAUAAAUAAUAACUCAAAUAUAUCCUUAAUGGAAAAGAAUGAUAAAAAUAAAAAAUUUUAUGAUUAUUCACAAACUUCAUCUUUUAAAGGAUAUAAUAAUAUAACUAAAGAAAAAAAUAUAUUACAAGGCAAUACUUCUAAUAAUAACUAUUAUCGCACAGAAAAAAAAAACAUUAGUAAAAUUCAAGCUAGCGAAUCUGAUACUGGUUUUUCACAACAUUCUAACAAUAGUUUUUACAAUAAAAAUAAUGAACUAUAUGGAAAUAAUGCAAUAAAAAAGUUGUAUAAUAAUAAAAUUGCUUCAAAUUAUGUAAAAUUUGAUAAUUCACAAAAUGAAAAAUAUAAUUUGGGAACUGAAACAGAAUCACGGGGUUUAUAUUUUAAUAAAAAAAAUAAUGAUUCUUAUAAAAAUGUGUCAGAAAAUAUGAAUAAUUAUAUUAUACAAACAAAUAAUAAUUUUAAUAAUACAUCAAAUGAUUAUUCUAAAGGAGCCAAUAUAAGUGAUGAAAAAAAUGGCUAUGUGUUUGAACAAAAUUCUGAAAUUCAUAACAAAAACAUUAAUAAUGUUAAUAAUAUUGAUAAAAGUGACGAGAGUUUAGAAAAAAAAAUAUAUCAAACGAUAAGUAAUAAUAAAGAAGCUCUUAAUAUUUUAUCAAAAUAUUUUAAAAAUAUAAAUGAAAAUGGAAAUAUAGAUCCAGCAACUUUGAAUAAUAUAAUAUUAGAAUGUAAAAAUAAUAAAGUUUUAGUUAAUAUUUUAAAUGGAAUAAAAAAAGAAAUUAAUAAUAAUAGUUUGGAUAAGUUAACAAAUGUAACAUAUGAUAAAGGGGCUAUAUAUAAUUAUGAAAAUAAUACAAAGACAUGUUUAGAUGUAAAACAGUUUGAUGUAGAAAAUAAUAAUGAUGUUAAAAAUAAAAACAAUCAAAAUAUUAAACAUAUUUUUAAAAGUACGGAUUUUGAUAAUAUUAAAAAUAAGUGGAAUAUGUGUAUAAUAAAAUACAAGGAUAAAAAUGUUUAUAAUAUAUUUAACAAUGUUGAAAAUAGUAUAAAUGUUAAUACAAAAAAUAUAGAAAUAUUUAAAUCACCAUUAUUUUGUAGCAACAAUUAUCAUUUAUCCAAAAAUAUAUUUUAUAGUAAUUAUAAAAUUGUAUUAAUACAUAAUGUGAAAUAUUUACUACUGGAAAAUAUUUUUAGCUUUAAAACUUUCCCUGAAAAAAAAAACACCUUACAAAACAAUUCAAAUAUACCAGUGGAAAAUGCUGAUAAUAAUAAGAAUAAUCCUAGUGAAUAUACUUCACCCUUUUCAACCAUAUCAUAUGCUGAUUCUAGUUUUGAUAAUUUUUGUCUUUUCUUUAACAAUUUUUGUCAAAUAUCUGAAUGGUAUAGAAAUAAAUUAAUUUGUUUUCUUGUAUACAAAAUAAUAAUUAUGGAUGAAGAAGAGGAUGAAUAUCACAGUUAUUAUAGUAUUUUUUUGAAGAUAUUAGACAAAAAUACAUUUGUUUUUUUUUUAUCAGUUUUAAUUAAUAUAAUGAAAAAUUAUUCUUUAAAAUUAAAGUAUAUGAUUAAUGUUAUAGAAAGAUUAUUACCAGUUUUAGCUAAAAAAAAAGAACAAAAAAAAAAUGUAAAAAACCAAUACAAUUCGAUAUCAAAUAAUUAUGCUGGUUCAAGUACGAAAAAGUACAUACUUUUUAAUAUACUUUAUUUUAAAUUACUUCGUUUGUUAUUUUAUAAAAUUGAAAAUUUUUAUAUUCAGAAAAAACAUUUAUUAUUAUUAUUUUUAAGAUAUAUAAAGAAUUUCUUAUUAAAUAUAUGUAACUCUACUAUAAUUACACAAUAUUUAUUUAUUAAAUGUAUAGAUUUAAUGAAUAAAUAUAAUAACCAACAAUAUAUUUUAAUAAAAACAAUUUCUAUGGAAAUUUUUUUACAAUUAUGGAAUAAUGAUUUUUUAAAAUUGUCUAUUUUAAAAAUGGGAAAAUCAAUAAUCAGAUUUAUUAUUUUUAUAAGUAAUGUAGAAUAUGUAAAUAAAAAUAUUUUUCCUUUUAUUUUAUCGUAUAUUGAAACAGCUAAUCAAACAGAUGCCCAUAGUUAUAUAUCAUCAUUUAUUCAAAAUAAUAAAUACUAUAAACAAAAAAAAAAAAGAUUAAAACAUUUUUUAUAUUAUUUCAACAGCUCUAAUGUGUUAUCUUUAUAUUAUGAUAAAACACAAAUAAAUAAAACAACUAUAUCGUUAGACGGAAACAUAGAGGACAGAAACGUAGAUAUUUCAAUAAACUAUGAUCAAAAUUCCAUUUAUGGAAAUACAAUUUUCGAUUUAAUACUUCAAAUAAAAGGUAGUUUUAAUUAUUUCAACAUUUUAAUAUCAAAAAAUGAAAAAACUUGUCUCGAUUUUUUACUUAAUAUAGAUAACUUAAACACCAAUUUCCACUUUCAUUUAUUUUAUGACGUGUUUAUUCAAAGCAACUUAACAAAUUUAGUGAAUGAAAAUAAAUUGGUUUACUACUUCGAGUGGCUUCUAAAUGAAAAAGGCGAAAAAAAUGAAAAAGGUGAAAAAAACGAUCCAGAUUGUGGAAUAAAAAUAAAGGGGAUAACUUCUUUGAAUGAGCAUUUAAAGGAAGAAAAGAAUUCCAUCACUUUACAAAAUAAAAGACAAAACAGUUUUAUAGAAAAUGAAAACAAUAAUUUUUCAAAAAAAGCAAAGUAUGCCGAUAUUGUAAAUGAUAAGUAUGAUUCCUGUAUAAUGAAUAAUGAAAAUGAGGAAAAAAGCGAUAAUGAUUUGAAAAAUGAAAUUAAUGAAAAUUUAUCAAAGUAUUACGAAAACACAGAAAACAAAAAUUAUAAUGAACAAGCAAAUGAAAAAGUGAUGUAUUGUUUGUAUGAACUAUUUAAAAAAAAUGAUGGAAUAUUAUCAAAAAUAUACUGUUCCCAUAUAAAGUUAAGUUUUUUUUUUAAUAUAUUUUUUUAUAAGGGUAAUGAAAUGAGCCGAAUAUUAUCAAGCUCUUUAUCUAUUUAUAGUAGAAAAUAUAAAAAUUUUAAAAGAGGAGAUAAUCAAAAGGUUAUAAAAUUUAUGAACAUAAAUAAUAUCACACAUUUUUUGAUAAUUAAAUUUUUGUUGAAAUAUAUAGGUAAAAUAAAAUGUAAUGAUGAUAAAGAUGACAUUACGAAUACAAAGGACAUGGAAAAUGAAGAAAUGAUUUCAAGUUCAGACAAAAACAUAUUUGCUUGUUAUAAGAUUUUAGAAUAUUCCUUGAAAAAAGAUAUAAACAACGCAAAUAGCUUUUUAAAUUAUAUAAAUAAAAUUAUAUUACAUUUAUAUGAAAAAAAAAGAGAAAAUAUAGUUUUAAGUUUAAUUAUAUCCUUUAGUAUUUACAAUUUCAUAUCAUAUAUUGAAGGAGGUGAUAAUAAAAAAACAAUUUUAGAAAAUAUGGAAAAACUUAAACUUAUUGAUAUAGUUAAUGAUAUUUAUAAAAAUUGUCUUAUAGGAUUUCUCUUAAAAGGAAAUAAUUAUUUUAUAGAUGAAGGAACGGGUAUUAUAAAUUUAGAAGAUGUAUAUAAUUAUGAACUAACAAAUCAUAUGAAAGUAAUUCCAAAAAAUAUUAAUAAAGAAAUAUUUGAUCUUGUUAAUUUUAAAAAAUAUAUAUUUCAAAAAGGGAAUUAUAAAAAAAUUGAAGCUAUAAAAAUUUGUAAAAAAAAUAUGAUAAAUAAUUUAUAUACUUCUGAGAUAUUAAAUUAUAUUUAUUAUAAUGUCUUAUAUAUUGUUAUUCAUUUAAUCAUGAAUAUACGAUUUUAUUACACCAUAUUUUUUAAUACAUACAAACAAAAUAUAUAUAAUUUUUCAAAAAAAACUUGUUUUAUUUUUAAAUUUGAAAACCAAGGCGAAUAUACCAUCAAGACUGCAUACUAUGAUUCUCAAAAUUUAGAAAAUAAUACAAAUUUAGAUAAUUUUUUUUCACAAAAUAAUCAAACAAAUCAGAAAGAUGUUAAUUUUGAUAAUAAAUACGUUUUAUUAAAAUUUCAAAGAGAUAAUUAUCAUCAUUAUAUAAAAAAAAAAAAAUUAAUAAUCAAAUAUUACAAAAAUGUUAAAAAAAAUAUAGUUAAAAAUUUAAAACAAUAUAUAUUAGUGAAUAAUUCUCAUAUUGAUGUCAAAACGUAUAUGAAAGAUUCUAUAUAUUUCGAUAUAUUAUUUACAUUUUACAAAUCUCCAAUAUUUAUGCAAACAAUAUAUUUUUCUCUUUAUUCUAAAAAUACAAAUAGAGCUAUUAAUGAUAACUCUGUUGAAAUAAAUUUUAAUUUGAAAAUUCUGAACCAAAUAAAAGAUAUAUUUUCAUUUAUUCAGCAAAUUAAUAAAAUUGUUUAUUUAGUUGUACAUAAAGGUUUAUUUACUCACAAAGAAAUUAUAUGUAUUCUAAACAACUGUAUAUUUGACAACACUGAUAUCAAUUGUAAUAAUUUUUGUAUUGAUUUUUUUUUUUAUGAAAUAGUUGAUACUUCUUAUUGUCUAAACAAAUAUACAAAAUGCAAUACAAUAAAUUAUAAAUCAUAUUGCAAUAAUAAUAAAACGAAACAAAUGACAUUGGACCAUCAGCAUAUUUACACAAACGAUAGGAACGAAGAUGAAAUAAAUUGGAAUGGGACUGAAAUAAAAAUAAAUAACUCAAAUAUUUAUAAAUCCAAAAAAUUUGGAAAAAGUAAAAAUUGGCUAUUUCGUUAUAGCUACAAAAAUGAGGAAAAAAAAAAAAAAAAUUAUUUUAACGAACUUUUAGAUUAUAUUGUAUAUUCAAUUAAUAAUAGUUACAAAAAAGAACGGAUAUUAUUUUGGAGUGAAUUUUUUUAUAGUCUUAAAAAUUUUGGAAUAAUUAAUUUUCAAAUAUUUUUUUAUUUAUGCUCAAUGCUAAAGAUGGUUAAAAAUAUGGACAGAGAAUCUAGAGAUGAAUUUAAAAAUAAACAAGUUACAAUAAUGAAAAAAAAAAUAAAAAUUGUCGAAAAAAUAUAUAUAUUAUAUUUAUUUAAAAUCGGAUUUAUUUUAAAUAUGAACAUAUAUGAAACGUUUGAUUUUUUAUUUUCCACAAUUACAAUUGUAUUUAAUUAUUAUUUUUUUAAUUUUUAUAUGAUUAAAAAGGUCUAUAAGAUUGAUAAAGAUAAAGAAAGUGUAGCAAAAUCUUUUGCAUCAUAUAUAGAAAAAGAUAUAGAAAAUAUUAUUUAUAAUUAUGAUCAAAUGGUAUUUGUUGAAGCUAUCAAAUAUGUAAAUGAUUCUAUAUUUUUACUAAAAAGCAUAAAAAAUUUGAUACUUAAAAGUUACUCAUAUAUUAAUAUAAUUAUGCAUAUUUCACCCCUCAAAGAUAUUAUUAUAGAUAUGAAUAAUAUAACAUAUUUCCAAAUAGAUAAUGAUCAAAAUAAUAAAAUAGACAAACUUUUAGAAAAAUAUAAAUCCUAUAAAUUUAACAAAAAAAUAAAGCAAACAAAAAUUGAUCCUUUAAAUGAAGAAUACUGCAAAGAUGAUUAUGAAACUUAUGAGGAAUCGAUAUGUUCAGAAAAGUUUAGUUCAUCAUCUAAUGAUGAAAUUGAAAAAUUGGAUGGUUAUUUGGAAUAUUUUUCAAGCCAUUUUAUGAAUAAUAGUAAUAAUAACAACAGCAGAAAUACUAAAAAAAUGAACAGUUUUGAAAAUGAGCAGAUAAACAAUAUUAAAAAAAUGUGGAUUUUCAAAAUUUUUAAAAAUUUUUAUUCCAAAUCAUUUAUUUGUUUUCACAAAAAUAAAACUGAUGAAAAUUUUUAUGAAAAUAAAAAAAAAUUGAUAUAUUUAUUUUUCCCAAAAUGUGUUAAAAAAAAGAAGAAAACAACGGAUUAUUGGAAUUUUAUUUUGGAUAAAAAAAUUUAUGAAUUAAGAAAAAGACUAACAAAAGACAAUAAUUUUAUAUAUAUGUCUAAGCAAGCUUUAUUGCUUAAAUGGAUAUUUCUACGACUAUUUAUUUUACAUAAAUAUAAAUACAAAACAAUGAAUAAUACCCAAACAUUUAAUUAUAUAUAUAAAAAACUAAAUUUAAUAUAUGAAGAAGAAGAAUUAAUUCGAUUUAACAUCCCAUCCGAUUUUAAUAUGAUUUCUUUAGGAAAUCAAAAUCUUAGAUAUAUUUUUCACAUUUUUUUAUGUCAUAUUAAUAAUAAUUUGAUUUAUUUAAUUAAUAAAUGUAUUAUAAUUUUCAAGACUGAGGAAGGAACAUAUAUUAGUAGAAAUACAACAAGUGAACAAAAUGAGAUAAAUAAAAAAAAGCAAAAAAUGAAAACAAAAGGAAUAGAAAAUACAGCAAUCGAUUGUAUAAACUUUUAUUCUACUAAUUUUUUACUAGCAUUUUAUCCAUAUUUAAUAAAAUCAAGAAUUUCUUAUGAUAUAUUUUUUAAUUUAUUCAAAAUAUAUUUCAAUCUCUAUUUAAUAAAUAAGCAUAAUAAUCGAUUGUCUAUAAAAUCACCGAUUUAUAUAAUUCUUUUAAUUUUUUCACAUCAAAUAACAAUUAGUAAAUAUGUCAUAUUUUCUUAUAUUAAUAAUCUUAUAAAUUUUAUGCAUUCAUCGUCCUUAUCAGACAUGUUUUGUCUCGACUCUUUAACGCACCAGAUUGUUAUGGAUAACGUCAGAGACAGCAUAAAAUAUUUCAUGAAAACUGCUACCCAAGAAAAUGCUGUGUUUGAUGAUAUAAUAAUUAGAUAUGACGCUAAUAACAUAUCACUGUUUUAUCAUAUGCUAUUUGGGAACUUUUGA
Plasmodium berghei ANKA is the source of this 7410-nucleotide messenger RNA. Its product is annotated as conserved Plasmodium protein, unknown function. Bases 1 to 7410 code for a protein of 2469 amino acids. The transcript is spliced from 2 exons. Lineage: Eukaryota; Apicomplexa; Aconoidasida; Haemosporida; Plasmodiidae. The record is from RefSeq and is a predicted model, not a curated record.